UAGACAGUAGACACUGUCACAACACAACAGUGGGAGUUGUACUCUGUAGGUCUGCAUUCUACGUUUCUUUCUUUUUCAGUAAUUAUGGAAAUUAUUUUCACAAAUUAAUGAGAAACCGAAGAAACAAAUGCACAAAAAUCUUCCAGUAAUUUAGUGUGCAUUCUUGCCACUUCGUUUGGAUACACGUAGUAAUCAGUUGUAACAUGGUCGACCGAAACCGUCUCAUCACGGCAUUGCAGCUGAAAAAUCAAGAUUCAGAUUUUGGUAAAUUCGCAUGGGGACAGCAAUUGAAUGGAGAAGUUUUACAUGCCUUUGAAAUUCAAGGAUUAGGAAAUUUCCAAUUGCCUUUUUCUGUGGAGGAUGUUGAAAAACUGAAGAGUAUCUCUGAGCCUGCACCUCAUGGCAAGGGACUGAAUGUUGUUGUGGACUCGAAUGUUAAAAAUGCAUGGCAAAUUGAUGGUUCUAAAAUAUCAGCACUACACCCGACAAACUUUAUCCACACAACUCUUGCUGACAUUUCUGUGCAAGCAUUGUACCACCUGCAACUUGGCUGGCUUGUUGAGAAUCUUGACAGUGACAAUGUGGAAGUCUGCAUUGACAAAUUAAUGCUGUAUGAUUCAGGGGGGCACUACAAACGUCUUUGUGAAUUAGAGUUAGAGCAAGGAAUAUGUGCUAUAAUGAUUCUUCAACUUCCCGUUCAAAAUGGAUACCUUGGUGGGCGAUUAAAGAUCGAUCAUGGCUCAACUGCCAAAUAUUUUGAAUUUGAAAAAGGUAGUGACCACUGUCACUUUUUGACGGCUUUCCGUUCCAGUUGUAAGCACGAAUUAGAACCCAUCACAUCUGGAUGGAGAGCGACUUUGGUGAUAAACUUUGUCUGGAAAAAUUCGUUUUAUGUUACAAAAAUACCGCAGACGUUAUCACCGCUCGUCAUCCCAGACGCUCUUCAAUUGUUAACUGAAAUUCGAGCUUCCAUCAACCCCUGGUUCAGACAUUUUAGUCAAGUUACGCAAAGGCCAAACUCUGACUGUCCGGAAAUACCUACCGUUUAUGAGACUGGAACUGAAGUUAACCAGCCAAUCAGUUGUAACACGAAUGCGUUCAACUUGCAGGUUGAAGCAGUUUUGCAAUCUUCGCCUAUGGUUUUGACCCACGAUGUCUCCCGCCAGUUACAUUUCGACUUGAAAGUAGCCAAUAUUGAUCGUUAUUAUCAGACGUACCUGGAAUAUUCAUCAAGCAUUGAUGUUCGUGACUGCGGAGAAAAUCCAAGAAAUACCAACAAGUUGCACCCGAAAGUGGAUAUGCUCGCAUUUCUAUUAGAGAACGAGUAUCCAUUGACGGAACUCAGUUUUUUUGGUUUGAGAGGACACGAUGUUUUUCUUUCCCGGCUCUUGUUGUGCAGUAACUUUCUUGACGUUCACUUGGCCAUCAUGAGUCAGCCAGAGGUGUCGACCGACUCAUCAAGAGAAGACACGUGUAUCGGCGCAGUCCAGAUGGAGCAUUGGAUCAGUUCUAGCAAUACGUUAUUGCCGUUUAAAAGAAUUCUUUUUGACACUAACCAGAUCGUAAGCAAUUUCCAGCUGAAAUCGAGAUGUCACAUCGCUAACCAAGAAGAAAGAAAUGAAAAUGGCGACCGAAUUCCGAAUUGUUAUCAGAAGCAACCAGUUCUUGUGAUAUGGCCGAAAUAUCAGUCAUUUCGCAUCAAAUGCCUCUAUGCGUUUGACGACUUAUUGGAUCGAAUGGAACGCCAGCUGCAUACCGCGAGUCGCGAAAAGACGAUAGAAACUCUACGUCGAAUUAUUUCCUUUUGCUGCGAGGAUCCGCUGGCGGUAUUUAUGGAUUCUACCUGCGCUCCAGGUGAGCGCACCUGUCGUCUUUUGCAUCUUUGCGUCUUUCUUCGAGCCCGACAAGAAGGACUUCAGUUACUGGAACUUAUGAGUACGGAUUUCCGAAAUGCAGAGCUAUGCGGAGAAUCCCAAAGCCUUUGUUACGAAGGGAUUCGCAGCAAUGGGGUGGCUCAAUUAAUAGCCGAAUUCGAGUGUCGAGUUGGUGGAUGGGCCGCUUGUUCACGUUUGGUGUUGAAAAUGAUAUCUCCGAUUCGAUUGUCGAAUCAGAUGGAAUUUAUCGUUAACCUUGCUGGCUACCUCAGGGAUCGCUGCUGUUCAGACGGUGCAUUCCAAAUUAUGGAUCGUGUUGCCUUCAUCCUUCCUAAACUCGACGCGUCCUUUGUUGCUAGCCUCGGACAAAAGGAUAUUGAUUCGUACGCCAAUUUCGUUGUCGACUGUGAAGCAGAUCCGAAAACUGCCAGUGCUCAACGAAUCGUUGGUUUCACCACCCUUUUCCCUCAUCUGGAUCCUUACGAACAGUGCCGUUUGGUUGUUGACCUCCGGAGGCGGAUCAGAUUUGGAGGAGUACCUUCCUGCAUGCAUCUCUAUCAGGAAUUGUUCCGUGCUCUACCUUCGUGCAAUCUGCACGCACCUGGUCCCAUCAAGCAUGUCAUCGUAGCGGUUGUGAGCAGCUUCUUUCAACUCGGCGAUCCGGAAUUGAUCCAAAUUCUCAUGAAAAAGAUCUGCAGCCUUGGUCCAAACACUUCAGAGCGACCAGCUCAAGAAAACGGCCUGAUUGAUGUGCUCUUGUUGUCUGGCGAAUUUUGGGAUUUGGCCACUUCAUCCGAUUUAGGAAAGUCGAUGCUCACCAGCCUGAUUGAGGCUCAGAUUUUAUCUGUGAUGUGUAUGUUCAAUCAACUCAUUACUCCCAGUGAAGAAAGUCUUGAGACUCAGCAAAUCCGACCAACAGGUGAACUCGAGAAAUUGGAUUUUACGAAGAGGAUCGAUUUUCUGGAAAAUCUGUCACAGCUAGAGCUGCAUAAUCAACAUUGCGAACUAAUUCGUGAAGCACGCACUGCUUUGAUCACCACCUGGAUUAAUGGAUUCUGCCUGUUACUGGAUCGGGAGAGGUCUUUUGCUACGCCUAGUUCUAGUACUGACCCGCUUCAAGUUAACAUCACUGUUUUCUUGAAAACAUUUAUCAAGAUGGAAAAGAAUCUUUACGAUAACAACCGGCAAAAUGUUUCCAUUGGUUUUUCCCACUUGUUUUCAAAAAUGUCUAUAAAGAUAUUAUGCCAACUAAUUCUCGAUCUUUACAAGAUAGAUUCAGUGACCCAGCCCUGUUUGAAGAUUGUUUCUUCGUGCUUUACUGUGUACAGGGACCUAAACCGUCAAUUUGUCGGAGAAGAUGUAAUUUCACUACUGACGCCUACUAUAAAACUUGUCGUGAAAAUUGCCAAAUGUCUUUUCUGGCUCGGGGACGACGUGUCGUUGGAAACAUUUUGCCAGAAGAUAUGCACCAGCGUCCCAUUGAACGAAGAAAAUCUAUUGGUGAAAAAAAUCGUCUCCUGUAGCAGCGUUUGGCCGCUGGCCUGCACAUCUCCUCCCAGUCUGGCCACCUUUUAUGUUUUCUUGGAUCGGCAUAUCGACUACUUGAAAACUAUCGAAGAGCCUUUUUUCUCGUUUGGGCAACCUUGCGCCCAGUUGCCGCAGUAUCCCGAGGUGGAAGUUUUUCUCCGCUCUUCGGAGGAGAGAAUGACUUAUCACAGUUUGGCCAGUAUUUUUCACGCGCGCAGUUUUGCAGAUGAAUUAACUAAGGUGUGCUUGAAGAACGGGUGGUGUAGCUUAAAAGUCCAGGCGAUGGGCUCAGCCAGGAGUGCCUUCUGCGAGAUCGUGAAAACACAAGACAUGUAUCAGAUGAAGAUGAAGCGAUUUCAAAUUGUGCAACAAGAAUUAUCUGAAAUGCUUUCUCUACGCCAUAAUUUUGAAAGUAAAUCCACAGAGAGCGAUCUGUCAAAAAGGUUGUCGGACAUGCAUCAUAACGUGGAGAAUGUUUUAUGCUCGGCCAUGAAGAGUGAUGGAAACGAACCAGAAAUCAUCGUUAUUUCUGAUUAAUCUAACUCGGAAACUGGAGCCGCCUAUAAGAUUGCUUCCCCCCUCUGUACUUAGCUGAUUGUUCUUUGCUAAUGUUUCGAAUAAUUUUUAGAACCUUUUCUGUUGCUGAGCAGCAAAUCCUAAAGUGCAAUUGUCGAGAACUGGAAAUUUAAUUUGGCUGUGAACUGUGAUCUCUUUAAAUGUUUUAAAUCUGAAAUAAAUCUAUGAUAUAUCUAUCCAUACCGAUAAAAGCCAUAUACACAUGUAUGUUUCUCAUA
Daphnia pulicaria is the source of this 4195-nucleotide messenger RNA. RefSeq lists its product as uncharacterized. Lineage: Eukaryota; Metazoa; Arthropoda; Branchiopoda; Diplostraca; Daphniidae. The transcript is spliced from 7 exons. The record is from RefSeq and is a predicted model, not a curated record. The coding region runs from base 204 to 3938 and encodes 1244 amino acids.